Messenger RNA from Aspergillus glaucus CBS 516.65, 597 nucleotides. RefSeq names its product CENP-X/MHF2 family protein. The coding region runs from base 1 to 597 and encodes 198 amino acids. Gene Ontology annotation, cellular component: FANCM-MHF complex; Fanconi anaemia nuclear complex. Gene Ontology annotation, molecular function: protein heterodimerization activity. The record is from RefSeq and is a predicted model, not a curated record. The transcript has 2 exons. Gene Ontology annotation, biological process: resolution of meiotic recombination intermediates; DNA repair; kinetochore assembly. Lineage: Eukaryota; Fungi; Ascomycota; Eurotiomycetes; Eurotiales; Aspergillaceae.
AUGCCCGUCGAACGCCAACCCGCCCAAAAACGCCGACGACUCCCCUUCAACCCACCGCGGCGCGCGUCUCCCGGCGAGGGACCCUCGAAUCCAGCACCAGCAACAAAAUCCAACACAAAAAACACCACAACCACCUCCUCAAGCACCUCAAAUCCAAAACUUAAGCGCAAAUCAACAACAACAGCAUCUUCCUCCCGCAAAAAAGCCCCAUCCCCCACCCCCUCCGCCUCACCCUCCGACUCCGCCCCCGAAGACAACAACAACCGCGACCCCUCCGAAGACGAAGAACCAAAUUACAUGCUCGCGGAAAUAAUUUACGGCAAGGAAUCCAAAGACGUAACGACAAGCGACCCCGCGAUUCCGGGGAAAUUGCUUACGAGGUUACUGCAUCAUAACUUCCAGAGCGAGAAGACGAAGAUCGCGAAGGAUGCGAAUGAGGUUGUGGCGAAGUAUAUUGAUGUUUUUGUGAGGGAGGCGCUGGCCAGGGCUGCGUAUGAGAGGGCUGAGGGUGGGGGUGGCGGGGGGAGUGUUGGGGAUGGGUUUUUGGAGGUCGAGGAUCUCGAGAAGAUGGCGCCGCAGCUUGUUUUGGAUUUCUAG